GACCCUUCUCUUUGGACGAGAUUUCAUCGACCCUAAUUGCAUGUCGAAGAGAACAGAAAGAACAUAAAUAUCCCAACUCCCGCCUCCCUGAACUGAGGAGUACCCAGAACCUAAACUCAGUCAAGUCUUGCGGAUGGACCCAAAUUUAGGACAGAACAGGCUUGAAGAUGUCAGCUGGCUCUGUUCCCUCUCUGAGUCUGAGCUUGAUUUGCUCAUCAGCUUAAAGAAGCUUGUUCUUCAAAGGGCAAGAAUGAAUGGGCAUAAAGAACUAGCACACAAGUUUGAUCUCAAGGUGCUUAGAGCUCUUGCCUUCAUUCUGAUGACAUGUAUCAAAAAUAAGGUUAUGGAUGUGUCACUUGUUCCAGGCUCUGAAGACUCUGCUGCAGUUAUGGACAGUUGUAAUCUAUUGAAGUGUGACCUUGGAGAUGUUAUGAGUCUUGAAGAGAUAAAGUCAUGCAUCGGUAUUCAUUUGAGAAAGGCAGGAACGAAAAGAUUCUGUAACAGUAUAACACUGAAUGAAACUACACCAAGUCAGAAGAAACAAAAAUUUGGAACCAGCGGAGUAUGAAAGCAGGCUUUGCAGUAGGAAGGUAGAGAGGAACCGUUGCAUCACAUGAGCAUUGAGUUUCGAGUAUAUAGGUUACAAGUAUGCCGUUGUACACCAUCCUGGUCAUUCACGUUUCAUAUUGUUGUGAAGACCAAAUAUAUACCUUGCAAUUUUGAUGUGUGAUUUUAUAUUAAUGACAAGGUCUCAUUAGAAGUUCU
Messenger RNA from Fragaria vesca subsp. vesca, 765 nucleotides. RefSeq lists its product as uncharacterized. Bases 134 to 568 code for a protein of 144 amino acids. NCBI's taxonomy places the organism in Eukaryota, Viridiplantae, Streptophyta, Magnoliopsida, Rosales, Rosaceae. The record is from RefSeq and is a predicted model, not a curated record. The transcript is spliced from 4 exons.